This is a messenger RNA of Anoplopoma fimbria (sablefish), 3676 nucleotides long. It is a transcript of the gene gramd1c, whose product is annotated as GRAM domain containing 1c. Gene Ontology annotation, cellular component: plasma membrane; endoplasmic reticulum-plasma membrane contact site; endoplasmic reticulum membrane. The record is from RefSeq and is a predicted model, not a curated record. Gene Ontology annotation, molecular function: sterol transfer activity; sterol binding. The transcript is spliced from 18 exons. Lineage: Eukaryota; Metazoa; Chordata; Actinopteri; Perciformes; Anoplopomatidae. Gene Ontology annotation, biological process: intracellular sterol transport. The coding region runs from base 135 to 2231 and encodes 698 amino acids.
CCAAUGAGAGUCACGGCUGAGAUGACAACUCCCAUUAGGUGUGUUCCUCCCAACAGGUGAGAUGCACAUGCUCAGGGCAUCAGAGGCUCCAACGCUGUGUGGGACAAACCGGGACAUCUUUGACUUUCUUAUUUAUGUUAUUAACUCGGACACUUGAAGAGAAGAGAAGAGAAGAGAGGAGAAGAGAAGAGAAGAGAAGAGGAGAAGAGAGGAGAGGAGAGGUCCUGGGUCCACUCCGUGCCGGCGCAGCAGAGCAGAUGGACCAGAUAUCCAACCGCUCAGGAGUGGGCAGUGAUGAUAUUACAGAUGAGUCGACAUCCAUGGUGGAUGUCAGGUGGAGCUCUGAUGAAGAGAGCUCCGACCCUCAGGGACAGUGUCUUGCAGCACCUCAAACUCCUCUGCCGACCUACAAACAGAGGUUGGAAGAGUUUAAGAAGUUGUUCAAAGAACUGCCGGAGUCAGAAAGACUCCUAGUGGACUACCCGUGUGCCCUCCAGCGGGACAUCCUCCUUCAGGGACGCCUCUACCUCGCAGAGAACUGGCUCUGUUUCUACAGCAAUGUGUUUCGGGGUACAAAGAUAAUACUGACUCUUAAAGACAUCAUGACAAUGACCAGGGAGAAAACAGCUCGCCUGAUUCCCAAUGCUAUCCAGAUCUGCACAAGCACAGAGAAGUUCUUCUUCACGUCCUUCUCGGCAAGAGAGAAAAGUUACCAGGGUGUUUUCCGCAUGUGGCAAAACACCCUGUUGGACAAGCCUCUGACCAGCUUGGAGUUGUGGCAGAUGGUCAAACAGCAUUAUGGGAAUGACCUGGGCCUGAGCCACGAGGAGAUGGAGAGCUUACAGAUGGCAGCAGAAUCAAGAAUGCAGACCAGCCUGACAGUGAGGCCUGGUGGUGAUGACGGUCUAGUGAGGCUGGAGCGCCCUCCUUCACUCCGCCUCAAUGGGGUGGAGCCUGGGCCUUUAGAGACCUCCAGUCCUCAGGGGGAGGACUUUCCUUCCCCUCUCGGCUCGCAGAACUCUCCCAUCACGCAGGAUGACUCUCGCAGCACCCCGUCUCUGCGGCGCAGCCCUGCUCCUUCGCUGGACCGCCUCGCCCCAGAACGGGUUUCCAAACACUCCUCUCUUGACCUCAACGCCAACGAGAACGACGGGUCUGAGCAGACGGGUUCAGAAAGCAUCGAGGAUGUGGAGGAGCGAGUGGGUUUGCCCCAGGUACAGGGUCGACUCUAUCUAAACAAGGUGUUCCACAUCAGCGCCAGCAAGAUGUUUGAGCUGCUCUUCACCGACUCCAGCUUCACCCGCAGGUUCAUGAACGUCAGGAAGACAACCAACGCCAGCUUUACUGCUUGGCAAAAAGACGCCGCAGGAAACAUGAAGCGGAGUCUGAACUAUACAGUAACCAUAAGCAAUCCUCUGAUUGGCAAGUUCUCCACGGCUACAGAGAACCAGACGCUGUACAAAGAAUCCAGGGAUGGUCAGUAUUACCUGGUGGACUCCGAGGUGUUCACUCAUGACGUUCCCUAUCACGAUUACUUCUACAUUCAAAAUCGGUACUACAUCAUAAGUAGCUCAAAGCGGAAGUGUCGACUCAGGGUUUAUACCGAUGUGAAAUACAAGAAGCAGCCAUGGGGCCUGGUUAAGUCUUUCAUCACCAAAAACUCCUGGAGCGGCAUAGAAGAAAACUUUCGACAGCUGGGGGCAGAACUGCUGGAGGAGGAAGCGGAGAUGAAUCAAGGAGGUGGAGACUCUGGGAAGACGGCUGGGCUUCGGAGGAGGAGGCGGACUUAUAGCCGGACUCUGCCAGAGCACAUGAAGCCCAACAAGCAGUACGGACCAGACCCUGAACAGCACAGAGAUGGCAACAUGGGCCCCAUCGAAAUGAACAACCUGCAGAGAUGGAAUACUACGACCUUAGUAGCUGGCAUGAGUGUGAUUUUGCUGAUUCUGAUGGUGAUGAAUCUGGGUCUGUUUUUUAAGUUGUGGGCCAUGGAGGACGUAGCCCACCGCAUGUACGUUAGCACAAAGCAACGGCUGAGGGAGCGGAGUGAGGCCAGCUUGGCCUCUGAAUAUCAGUCCAGACAGGGACCAGAGUAUCGGACCAUAGAGGAUGCGCAGCUGCUAAAAAAUGUACUGCAGGACUCCAUCAACCUUUUAGAACAGCUCCGCAGCUCUCUGGUGGUGCUGCAGCAAACCUUUACUUCUGCCAAUCAGACAGCAGCACCACAGUGAUGCUCCACACCUGGUAACUCCAGAGUCCCCGGCCCCGUGGAGGACAAAAUAAAUAAAUAAAUAAAUAAAUAAAAGGACUGCAGAAGUGAACUGCCUCUGAGGAAAUCUCUGGUAUCCAGUGACGUUGCCAUGUAGACAUCCCCAGACCACUGACGUGCCAUGUGUUGCCAGGGGUUACAAGUCCCAAAGCCUGUGGCAGAGCAUCAGGUGCCUGGAUGUUUUUAAAGCUGUGGACUGACUGCUGCAAGGGAAAAAGUUGCAUCAGAGUCAGCUGCACAUGGAGAACAGUAGCUUCAGGUUUCUGCAGGGUGCUAUAGUCAGCUCCCUCGGCUGGCGUCUUCUUCACUCUUUCCUUUAAAUAGUGGCGCUGAAUUUCAGGAAAACGCCUUACUAUGUGCUAUCGGAAAUGCUUUUAUUUUAUUCCAGGGAUGUGAAUCAAUAUUAUUUAAAACAGCUAUUUUCUCUAUGUACUUUUUUGCACAUAUUUUAAUUUUUGCACAAGUGCCUCGUAGAUUAGGCCGUUUUAGAUAUCUAUUUUAAUUUUUUCCAAUAAAUAUUGUAGAAUCAGUGACUAAAAUUUGUAAUAAUGUAAUACUGUAUUUGAGCGAAAUCUGGUGAACAGAAGGUACUGCUGACAGUGUGCCUUUUCUUUUUUUUUUUUUACACCACAUAUAUGAUUAAUUUUCCUCGUUCACUUGUACAUGAAAUCACAGUUUUUAUGUACUUUAUUUUUUCUUGUUCUACACUGUGAACCAAGUAUAAUAUAUUAGUUUAAUUGUAAAUUCUAGGUGAAGGGUCAGUGAGACACUCUCAGGUUAUCUUCACACUGUCAACACUAGAUGUAAGUUUGUUCUGGGAUUUCCAAAUUAAUAUGAACACUAUUGUCUUUUUUUUAAAUGAAUUGUUGGUGACAUGCCCCUACAAUUGCCUUGUUUGAUGUUUACAGUGUUGCUAUCACCCAUCAUUUUGUUCAGCUGUUCUUACUUGAAGCCAACUCUGCAAGUGACCACUUGUUUAAAAUUGGUUGGUGUUUUGUAGAUUUCAAGUCAUAUUGACAUUUUAAACAAGAAUCAUUAGAAGUUCUGCCAACAUUUUCAAGGUACAACAUAAUAAAGCUGCAAAUUAUUAUUUUCAUCAAUUAUUUUCUUGAUGAAUUGUUAUUGUCUCUAAAAAUAUCUCAAUAUUAUAUUGCUCUAAAAAAUAGUUUAAAUAAAAAUGUCCAUAAAAGCAGCUGACAUUUUUUAGUGCCUUGUUUUAUUCAACCAUCCCACAAAGAUUCAGUUUACUAUUAAGAGACCAAACACAAAGUAAAUUCAACAUUUUAGAAUCUGUUAAUUUGAAUCAUUUACUUUAGAAGUUACUGAAAUGAUUAUUCAAUUAUCAGACUACAGACCACGGAGAGAAGCUGCAGGCUGAAAACAAGCUCAUGUUUAAAUAUUGGCUAC